This is a messenger RNA of Colletotrichum orchidophilum, 1968 nucleotides long. Its product is annotated as smg-4/UPF3 family protein. NCBI's taxonomy places the organism in Eukaryota, Fungi, Ascomycota, Sordariomycetes, Glomerellales, Glomerellaceae. Gene Ontology annotation, cellular component: nucleolus; cytoplasm. The coding region runs from base 1 to 1968 and encodes 655 amino acids. Gene Ontology annotation, molecular function: mRNA binding. Gene Ontology annotation, biological process: nuclear-transcribed mRNA catabolic process, nonsense-mediated decay; positive regulation of translation. The record is from RefSeq and is a predicted model, not a curated record. The transcript is spliced from 2 exons.
AUGGUUGUUCGUGCUACGAUGGCAACAUCUAGCGCCCAAGGCUCAUCUCGAAAGGUCAAUGGGGUUCUUCCGGUUUCCAGUCAACAGGCCACCACUGAUGCGCCAAAGUCCAACAAGAGUAGGACUCCUGUCGAAGGCGACAAAGUUAUCAUUCGAAGACUACCCCCGGGCAUGACGGAGCAAGAACUAUGGAACAAUCUCGGCGAUGAAUGGAAGGCUGGCAAUGGUCUUGUUAGCUGGCACAACUUUGAGUCUGGGAAGAUCUCUCAUGACCCUGCGAAGCCGUCAAGGCCAGGACGAGUCUACCUCCACGUUCUGAAACGCGAGAGCUUAAACACAUUGUCGAAUUUGAUUCAGGCCAAAUCUUGGGAAGAUGCGAAAAUGACUUCCAAUAGCGCGUCUUUGAUCGGUCCGCCAGUUCUCGAGUUUGCGAUAUACAACAAAGUCCCGAGCAGCAAGAAGCGCACCGACCCCAGGCAGGGAACUAUUGAUCAAGACCCCGAAUUCAUGGCCUUUCUACAGUCUUUGACCAAUCCCGAGAUGGACAAGGACAACGAGAACAACGAGAGCAAGGAUACGGAGGAGACGAAGCCCGAAACCAAGGUCACGACGACACCCUUGAUUGAGUUCCUCAAAGAGAAGAAGGCGAACAAGCAGAAAGAAGCUGCUGCCGCUAAGAGCGCUAAACAGGCUCGACAGGACUCCAGCACCAAAGGCAAGUCAUCAGCAUCGACGGCGGAGGAUUCAAAGAAGGGCAAGAAGGACUCCAAAGGAGAGAAAUCGACCGACAAACCUAAGGAAACGGUCAAAAUCCUCACUAAGAAGGCCACCGCGGAUGCUGUCAAGGCUGCAGAAGCCGUCGCCAGCCAAAUCACGCAGGCCUCCUCAUCCUCUCAGGAUCAGCCCAAGAGUAGGCGAGCUGGCAUUGCGGCCGCUGCCCGUAUCCUGCAGCGAGAUCUUGGUAUCAGUCCCGGAAGCGCCCAUAGGAGGGCACGACUCGAUGCUGCGAAGGCUGAGGCAGAUGCGAAGGGAACGUCCUCGAAGGAAUCAUCGCAACCUGCGGUCGAACCCCCAGCAGCUGCUCCUACACCAGCUACGGCUCCGGCUCCUGUAUCCUCAGUCACUUCGCAGGCCUCAGAAAGAAAUGCUGCACCCACGGCGCCUAAGUCGAGUCGCUCUCGAAGAGGUGGUGGCGGAAAAAAUGCAAGUGCCAACGAGACCAAGGGCAAAUCAACCGAGGCCAGCGGCUCCUCCAACGCCCCGGCACCUGCCAAGGCCCCUGUUAUUCUGCUCAAGAAAAAGGACGAGGAGAAGAACAAGGAGAAGCCCACCAAGGCUGACAAGGAAGCCUCGGGCUCAAAUCCGCAACCAGCCGCUCCGCCGGCAAAUGCUAAGGCCAAUGCCCCGACCGGUCCUAAAGCAUCAGGCAAGGGCAGUAACGCCAAGAAGAGCUCCCCGGCCGUUACCGCUGGCGUGACCCGCGGUUUCGUCAAACACGCAAACCCAUCACAGGGUGUAACCGAGGCACUCCUCAAGCAAGCCAUGGAGGUCUUUGGCACCGUUACGUUUGUCGAAAUUGACAAGCGCAAGGGCUUUGCCUAUGUCGACUUCUCCGAUCACGACGGCCUCGUCAAGGCCGUCGUUGCGAGCCCCAUACAGGUUGCGCAGGGCACAGUCCAGGUUCUCGAGCGCAAGGAGAAGAAGGCCGCCGCCUCCAACUCGAACCCGAAUGCCAACAACUCCAAUAGCAGCACCGCCAAUGCCGCAGCAGCAAGCUCCAGCUCUGCUGCACCCUUUACGACUGCGUCUAACAACAACGCCACGCCUUCCGAGAAGCCGGAGCACCACAAGCGGACCAGACGCGGUCGUGGUGGUGGUAAGGCCGCCGCGGCUGGUGCGUCGGGCAGCAACAGCGGCAACAAGGAUGCAGCGCGCGAGUCCGCCGCCUCUGCUGCAGGUACGGGAUGA